Coffea arabica (coffee) is the source of this 729-nucleotide messenger RNA. NCBI's taxonomy places the organism in Eukaryota, Viridiplantae, Streptophyta, Magnoliopsida, Gentianales, Rubiaceae. The record is from RefSeq and is a predicted model, not a curated record.
CCCCCAACUCCUUCCCCUCCUAGCCUUUUUCUCAGCUUCUCUAUUUAUUUGCUAGUCUCAUCUGUUUUGCUCUCCCAAAAGACAACGGAUAGUUUCUUCCAGUCUUUUGCUUAUGCAUUAGUCAUGAGAUACUUGGUGGCCAUUAUCUUUUCCUACCUCCUAAUAGUGGCAAUCACUGCAGUUUGCGAGGAUGCCAACCCUUCUUCUUCUUCUUCUUCUUCUUCCAGAAAAUGGAGCGUCUCAUACAAGAGCCAACAAGGAAUUCAGAAUCUCAAGGGCUCCUCCUAUGUUGGAAGCGUAGAGCAGGCUGCUGGACGUGGAGCGAAACCUUCAAACCAAGAGUCCGAGGCAUAUUCCAUGGAACCAGACAACUCAAGCAACAUGGAUGUUGAGGACAUUGCUUACCAUAUCGAUUAUCACGGGGCGACUACACAUCCUACACCGACUCCUAAGCAUCCAAAACCAUAGAGAUUUAGCAGAGAUUAUGCACGCUCCUUAUGAGUGAGCAACAUGAGUGAAUAUAGCAAUGCAGGAAUAAGAUCCAUACCAUAUUGGAUGUAGAAUAUUCCAAGCUGAUUAAUCUGUACUGCCUAGUCUAUUUCAGCAGUGAAACAUGCCUAAUUAGUGAGACAAAAUAGAGACUCGCGUAUUUACUUUAUGAAUGGCAGAUGACUGUAAUACAAGUAACUCUCCAAGAGCUUAGUCUGCAUAACUGGUCUCCGUUGCUAA